Messenger RNA from Sorex araneus (European shrew), 6757 nucleotides. It is a transcript of the gene CDC42BPG, whose product is annotated as CDC42 binding protein kinase gamma. Bases 316 to 4938 code for a protein of 1540 amino acids. Gene Ontology annotation, molecular function: protein serine/threonine kinase activity; ATP binding. The transcript has 37 exons. NCBI's taxonomy places the organism in Eukaryota, Metazoa, Chordata, Mammalia, Eulipotyphla, Soricidae. Gene Ontology annotation, biological process: actomyosin structure organization; peptidyl-threonine phosphorylation. Gene Ontology annotation, cellular component: cytoplasm; cytoskeleton. The record is from RefSeq and is a predicted model, not a curated record.
CCCCGCCCCGCCCUGGACUCACUUCUCGGGGCCCGCCCCCCCACUUCCUGGCCGGAGGUUGGCCCCGCCCCCGCCCUCUCCCUUCUCCCAUUGGCCGCCGCGCACCUGCCCGUCCGUCGGGGGGCGGGGCGGGGGGCGGGGCGCGACGCCCAGGUGAGGGCGCGCAGCGGCCGCGGAGGAAGGUGACAGCGGGGACGGCGGGAGGGGGGUGGCGGCGGGCGGAACGUCCCGCAGGCCGACAGACGGACGGACAGACGGGCGGGCAUGCGGGAGGCCCGGCUCUAGCCCAGGCGCGGGGCUCCGGCGGCCGCAGCCAUGGAGCGGCGGCUGCGCGCGCUGGAGCAGCUGGCGCGGGGCGAGGCCGGCGCCGGCCCGGGACUCGACGGCCUCCUGGAUCUGCUGCUGGGGCUGCACCACGAGCUCAGCAGCGCCCCCCUGCGGCGGGAGCGCAACGUGGCGCAGUUCUUGAGCUGGGCUGGCCCCUUCGUGUCGAAGGUGAGAGAGCUCCGGCUCCAGAGAGAUGACUUUGAGAUCUUGAAGGUCAUCGGCCGAGGGGCCUUUGGGGAGGUGGCGGUGGUCCGGCAAAAAGACAGCGGACAGAUCUUUGCCAUGAAAAUGCUGCACAAGUGGGAAAUGCUAAAGAGGGCCGAGACCGCCUGUUUCCGGGAGGAGCGGGAUGUCCUGGUGAAGGGGGACAGCCGCUGGGUGACCGCCCUGCACUAUGCCUUCCAGGACGAGGAAUACCUGUACCUGGUCAUGGAUUACUACCCCGGCGGGGACCUCCUCACCCUGCUCAGCCGCUUCGAGGACCGCCUGCCGCCCGAGCUGGCGCAGUUCUACCUGGCCGAGAUGGUGCUGGCCAUCCACUCGCUGCACCAGCUGGGCUACGUGCACAGGGACGUCAAGCCGGAUAACGUCCUCCUGGACAUGAACGGGCACAUCCGCCUGGCCGACUUUGGCUCCUGCCUGCGCCUCAACAACAGUGGCAUGGUGGAUUCAUCCGUGGCCGUGGGGACGCCCGACUACAUCUCCCCCGAGAUCCUGCAGGCCAUGGAGGAGGGCAAAGGUCAUUACGGGCCCCAGUGUGACUGGUGGUCGCUGGGGGUCUGUGCCUACGAGCUGCUCUUCGGGGAGACGCCCUUCUACGCGGAGUCCCUGGUGGAGACCUACGGCAAGAUCAUGAACCACGAGGACCACCUGCAGUUCCCGCCCGACAUGCCCGACGUGCCAGCCAGCGCCCGAGACCUCAUCCGCCAGCUGCUGUGCCGCCAGGAGGAGCGGCUGGGCCGAGGGGGGCUGGACGACUUCCGGAAGCAUCCCUUCUUCGAGGGCGUGGACUGGGAGCGGCUGGCCAGCAGCACCGCCCCCUACAUCCCCGAGCUACAGGGGCCCAUGGACACCUCCAACUUUGACGUGGAUGAUGACACUGUCAGCCCCCCGGGGACCCUGCCACCACCGUCCCAUGGGGCCUUCUCCGGCCACCAACUGCCAUUUGUCGGCUUCACCUACACCUCUGCCAGCCUGGGCCCCAGGAGCAGCUCGGAGCCCGUGUUGACGCCGGAGCACGAGAAGGCCGAGCUGGGCCACCCGCCCCAAGAGGCCCUGCAGAGCCCCUCAGACCGCCAGGAGCUGGAGCAGCUGCGGAAGGAGGUGCAGAGGCUUCGGGACAGGCUGCCAGAAACGCUGACAGACGGCAAGACCCCCGGGCCACAGAGCGAGCGGCCCCCCAUGGGCAGCCCAGGCGAGGGCCGCCACGAGCACCUGCGGCAGGAGCUGGCUGAGGCCCAGGCCCAGCUGCGGGCGCAGGCGCAGGAGCUCCGCGGCGCUCUCGGCCGGCAGGAGGAGCUGCUCCGGGGGCUGCGCGAGGCGCAGGAGCGCGAGGAGGCCGCGACCAGCCGCGCACAGGCCCUGAGCUCGCAGCUGGACGAAGCCCAGGGGGCCCGGAGGGAGCUGCAGGCACAGGUGGCCACGCUGAGUCGGGAGGUUUCGCAGCUGCAGACCCAGAAGGAGCGAAGCCCCGAGAAGGAGCGCACGCCAGCCAAGACCGUGCACACAGCCGCAGAGACCAAUGGCACAGGGGCCGCCCCGGGUGGCCCCCAGGAAGCCCAGCUCAGGCGGGAGCUGGCCACCCUGCAGACGCAGCUGGAAGAGGCCCGCGGCCAGGGGUCCCAGGGCAAGGAGGAGGCCCUGUGUCGGCUGCAGGAGGAGAACCGGAGGCUGAGCAGGGAGCAAGAACGGCUGGUAGAAGAGCUGGAGCGGGAGCAGCAGAGCAAACAGCGGCUGGAGGGCGAGCGGCAGGAGACGGAGAGCAACUGGGAAGCCCAGAUCGCCGACAUCCUCAGCUGGGUGAAUGACGAAAAGGUGUCCAGGGGCUACCUGCAGGCCUUGGCCACCAAGAUGGCCGAGGAGCUCGAGUCCCUGCGCAACGUGGGCACCCAGACGCUCCCUUCGCGGCCGCUGGACCACCAGUGGAAGGCCCGGCGGCUGCAGAAGAUGGAGGCCUCCGCCCGGCUGGAGCUGCAGUCGGCCCUGGAGGCCGAGAUCCGCGCCAAGCAGGCGCUGCAGGAGCGGCUGACGCGGGCGCAGGAGGCGCAGCUGCAGAGCGAGAGCCGUUUGCAGGAGGCCGAGAAGCGGAACCAGGGGCUGCAGCAGGAACUGGCAGCGCUGCGGGAGGAGCUGCGGGCCCGCGGGGCUGGCGACUCGAGACCCUUCAACGCCCUGAUCCCCUUCCUGACCUUCCGGAACUCGGAGAAAGACACCUCCAAGGACCCCGGCGUCUCAGCAGAGUCCCCGAAGGGGCUGGAGCCAGAGCUGAGGCCCGAGGGCCGCCGCAGCCUGCGAUUGGGGGCUAUGUUGCCCAGAGCGCCGGCCUCGGCCACCACCCCCACAGACAGUCUCCCCGCCAAGCCCGGCUCUCACACGCUGCGCGCCCGGAGCUUCCCCGCCCCUACCAAGUGCCUGCGCUGCACGUCGCUGAUGCUGGGCCUGGCCCGCCAGGGCCUGGGCUGUGACGUCUGCGGCUACUUCUGUCACUGGGCUUGUGCCUCCCAGGCACCCCCCUGCCCCGUGGCCCCCGACCUCCUCCGCACGGGCCUGGGAGUGCACCCUGAGACGGGCACGGGCACAGCCUACGAGGGCUUCCUGUCGGUGCCCCGGCCCUCAGGGGUGCGGCGGGGCUGGCAGCGGGUGUUCGCCACCCUCAGCGACUCACGCCUGCUGCUGUUCGAUGCCCCCGACUCGCGGCUCAGCCCGGCCAGCGGCGCCCUUCUGCAGGCUCUGGACCUGAGAGACCCUCAGUUCUCAGCCACCCCUGUCCUGGCCUCGGACGUCAUCCACGCCCAGACCAAGGACGUGCCGCGCAUCUUCAGGGUGGCAGCCUCGCAGCUGACGGUGCCGCCGGCCGCGUGCGUGGUGCUGCUGCUGGCCGAGAGCACGCAGGAGCGGGAGCGCUGGCUGCAGGUGCUGGGCGAGCUGCGGCGGCUGCUGCAGGAUGCGCGGCCACGGCCCUGGCCCGUGUACGCGCUCAAGGAGGCCUACGACAAUGGGCUCCCGCUGCUGGCACAGACACUCUGCGCCGCCGUGCUCGACCAGGACCGACUCGCCCUGGGCACCGAGGAGGGGCUCUUUGUCGUCCAUCUGCGCAGCAAUGACAUCUUCCAGGUGGGAGAGUGCCGGCGGGUGCAGCGUCUGGCCGUGAGCCCCACGGCGGGCCUGCUGGCAGUGCUUUGUGGCCGCGGCCCCAGCGUCCGCCUCUUUGCCCUGACGGAGCUGGAGAGCGCAGACGCAGCAGGAUUCAAGAUCCCGGAGUCGCGGGGCUGCCAGGCGCUGGCGGCCGGGCGCAUCCUGCAGGCCCGCACCCCCGUGCUCUGCGUGGCCGUCAAGCGCCAGGUGCUGUGCUACCAGCUGGGCCCGGGCCCGGGGCCCUGGCAGCGCCGCAUCCGCGAGCUGCAGGCACCAGCGCCCGUGCAGAGCCUGGGGCUGCUGGGAGAUCGGCUGUGCGUGGGCGCGGCUGGCACCUUCACCCUCUACCCGCUGCUCAAUGAGGCCGCGCCCAUCGCUCUGGGAGCCGGGCUAGUGCCCGAGGAGCUGCCACCGUCCCGCGGGGGCCUGGGCGAGGCGCUGGGCGCUGUGGAGCUGAGCCUGAGCGAGUUUCUGCUGCUUUUCACCACUGCCGGGGUCUACGUGGACAGCGCUGGCCGCAAGUCUCGAGCCCAUGAACUGCCAUGGCCGGCAGCACCCACGGGCUGGGGCUACGCGGUCCCCUACCUGACAGUGUUCAGUGAGAACGCCAUCGACGUGUUCGACGUGAGGCGCGCAGAAUGGGUGCAGACCGUGCCCCUCAAGAAGGUGCGACCCCUGAACCCAGAGGGCUCCCUGUUCCUCUACGGCACCGAGAAGGUCCGCCUGACCUACCUCAGGAACCAGCUGGCAGAGAAGGACGAGUUCGACAUCCCCGAGCUCACGGACAACAGCCGGCGCCAGCUGUUCCGCACCAAGAGCAAGCGCCGCUUCUCCUUCCGCGUGUCUGAGGAGCAGCGGCAGCAGCAGCGCAGGGAGAUGUUGAAGGACCCAUUUGUUCGCUCUAAGCUCAUCUCAGCGCCCACCAACUUUAACCACCUGGUGCAUGUGGGCCCUAAUGAUGGGAGGUCCUCCGCCAGGAAUCUGAGUUCGGCUCCUGAAGAGAAGGGCCGAGGUGGCCGCAGCUCAGGCUCCCAGCGACCCCAUAGCUACUCGGAAGCCCCGCGGCGCCCAGCUUCCAUGGGCAGUGAAAUGCUCAGCGCCGUUGCCGACUCGAUGAAACGGAAGCCUUGGACGUCUCUGUCCAGCGAGUCUGUGUCCUGCCCCCAGGCGUCUCUGAGCCCUGCAGUGUCGCUGGUGCAGGUCUCCGAACGGCCCCGGAGCCUCCCCCCGGCCCCCGAAUCCGAGAGCUCCCCUUGAUCUGCGCUGCAGGGUCCACCCCAAUCCUGAACAGAGCGCGGAAAGAGCAGAGAGCGUGAAGGAGGCCGGAAUCCGGCGGGUCCGGACGAGAGACAGGGAGACGGGCUGGGGCCCCAGGACUCGGGGCUGGCUCCUUCCCCUCUGCUCAGCCCCCACCUAUGACCGCUGCUGGGGACAGAAUACGCCCCCAUUUGGCCCGGGUACCCGAGCGGGGCCCGCUGUCCAGUGCCAAGUAUCAGAAGGCCUCUAAGAGUCAGGGUGGACAAAGAUGGGGUUCCCGGGGCAACCGGGGGUCCUGACUGAGGACUGUCGAGCCAUGUUUGACGCCACAUUAGGGCACAUCCCUGUCUGCUCAGGGCCAGGGAGAAGCCACGCUCCGAGCCCAGAGAGGAGAGAGCUGGAGAGGAAAAGAGGGAAGGGAAAGUGAGUCAGGAGGGAGAGAGAAGGAGAGGGAAGGGAGAGUGAUGGGAGGAGGCGGAAGUCGAAGGAGAAGGACGAGGUGGAGAAGGAGGAGGAAGAGGAAGGAGAAAGGAACAUGGGGGGACCUUGAAGAAGAGGAGAGAAGACGGGGAACAGGAGAGGAGCGGCUGGUGGGGUGGGAGAUCGGGGCUUAUGACUGUUUGCCAUCCGCCCAGAGGACAGGGCGGGACGCAAGGGCAUGGGAGGGUAUUUAUAAGGGCUGCCUGUGGGGAGACGGGCAUCCUUGAUGGUCUGCGGGCAUAUCUGGCCUUCCCAGAAAUGGGCGGUCCUUUCCAAGCUUCAGCCAACUGUGUAUUAGGGAGCCUUAGGGGCAUUUUAUUAUUGAUCAUAUUGUUAUUGUUAUUAUAUUGCUAUUUUUAUUAAACUUCCCCUACUGAUAACUGGGGGGCAAAAAAAAAAGUAUUUAUCCUCUCAGACACUCUGUUCCCAGCUGGGAUCAGGCCUGACUCCAUGAGGCAGUAUGGAAACAAUAAAGAACUUUCGAAGCCAUCCUCCUCCCUGCCUGCCUCUCUCCUCCCGGGGUUCAGGGGGGAUCAGGAUGAAACACACAUCUGGCUAUAACUGUGUCCAAAAUAAAAAAUAUUCUCUGAGACUGGAGUGAUAGUACAACGGGAAAGCUGUGUACCUUGCACACUGCCAACCCGGGUUCGAUCCCCAGGAUACCAUAUGGUCCCCCCAUGCACUGCCAGGAGCAACCCUGUGCAUUGCCAAUGUGACCCAAAAAUUUAAAAAAAUUAAAAAAUCUGGCAUUGAAAACAAAACUGAAGAAGCUGAAGGGGUAGAUCAUGGGUAGGGAGGGUGUUUGCCUUGCACGUGGCCUACCCCAUUUUGAUCCCCAGCACCCUCUAGGGUCCCCCAAGCCCUGCCAGAAGUGAUCCCUGAGUGCAGAGCCAGUGUGAGGACUAAGCUGGCAUCCUCCCCAAAGGGCUUCAGAGCCCUUUGUACCCUUUGUCUUCCUGCCUUCUGUGCCCUGAACCCCCUCCUCCUGAGAGCCUCCCAGGAUUGUAACCUGCAUCCCUUCACCUUGGGCCUUAGGCCCCUGCAGUUCCAUUGCCAACGCUGCCCCUCCCGACUAGUCCCACCUUCACCCAAGAGCGGUUCCUUUACACACUUCUUCACCCACCUCUCACAGUCCCUAACCCUCUGCCCAGGCCACAGCCCUGCCCUCCCCCUGCGGGAGCGCCCAGGCUUCCCGCUCCCCACUGGCCUGCCUGCGAGCUGCAAACGGCAGCCACAGCCCCCUUGCAGACGCUCGGAGUGAACGCAAGUGACUGGUACACCGCCGUCCCCGUCUGAUCAGAGCGUGCCUCUCAGUUCCCUCUUCCCACGAACAAGACAC